Messenger RNA from Heterobilharzia americana, 5973 nucleotides. NCBI's taxonomy places the organism in Eukaryota, Metazoa, Platyhelminthes, Trematoda, Strigeidida, Schistosomatidae. The record is from the annotation of a GenBank genome assembly.
ACUAUAAUCAUUGGCUGUUCACCCGGCUAUUUUGUUAAAGCUUCCUAAAAUCGUGUUUUAAUGGUUGGAAAUUGUACUAAAUGAUUAGCUUUUGGAUAAUGUAGUUCAACAGCUACCUAUGUCAGAAAAAUUCUACAUGUCUAAACGAAGACGUAGAGACCUGGAUACCUCCAGUUCCAGUGGAAGUUCUGAAUGUAUCUAUGACAACUCUUUAUGGAAGUUUGUCGAGGACAAUUAUGAGUUUUUGAUGAACGACGACUUGAUGGAGGAAUGCAAGCAUGAUUUGUCCAUCGGUGAUACUUCCUUACCGGUUGAUAACUCCCUUCAGUCCUGCAUCAGCUUACUUGAGGACCUUGGUGAGUGGCUUCACAGUCUUCGUCAGCGAUCUCAGUUUGACAGGCCUGCUAAUUUUUGGAAAUACUCAGAAUCGAUUCUUGCGAAUGAAAUUCAAAAUUAUGAAAAAAGAAAGCACAAUAUUUUCAAAUCAGUACUAUCUACCAUUCAAGAUAGAUUUCAAGGAUUUGCAUCUUCCUCAGAGUUACCGGAUUUUCCUAUUGCUUCAAAUCAAAUUCCCAAUACAAUGGAUCAAAGGUCUAAUCAACUAUUGCGUGCACUUGUUGAAUUUCAACGGGAAUGGGAUGCUACUGUUCACCAAAUUGCACCAAUUGAUCCCCUAACUGACCAAACCAGGUUUAUGAAAGAUAUUGAACUGGACCUUGAGAAAAUUGAUGCGUGGUUGGAGAUGUUAACUUCAAACUUACCAAACACUUCUGCUUGGAUGACAUGCCUAAUGUCAUUGUCUGAUGUUCAGAAAUUUUCAGCAGCUAAAUAUUACCAGGUUUGUUUAAAACAGAUAGAACAAUAUUCAAAGACAUUAUCAACUAUAAAAGAACUAGUUGAUCGUGUUGAAGUAAAUACAAUGACUGAUUUAUCAUUUCAAAAUAAUUUGCAUAUUUUAUCAAGAAGAGUUUGUGAAUCAGAGGCAAAAUGUUAUACACUUUGGUUACGUUUAUUAGAAUUAUCAAUUUAUAUUGAUCAGAAUCCAAAAUUGAAUAUAAAUAAAGUAAUGAAUACUGAUAUCAGUCAAUGCAGACCAAAUAGUGAUAUUUGGAAUAAAUCUUUACUAAAUUUCAACUCUAAAGAGACCGAAAGUCAGUUUACUGUUAACCGAAAUGGCCAUGAAAGUGGUUUUGAAUCAGAACAAAGUCCUCCACUGAAAUCAUUUCUCAGUUAUCCAUGUACUGAUACUGCUACCAGCUGUGGUCUGUUUAUCACUAAAGGUGGGGAAGGAAAAAUAAAAAAGGAAAACAGUUAUUCCCUUCCAAAUGAUUUCAACCUAAUCGGUGAACAGUCGAUUAAAUCUUCACUGGAUCAUAAAAUGGGAAAACAUUCUGAAUUGGAUAUUAAAAAAAGCGUCCAGAUUACGUCAUCUCAACAAAAUAUCUUGACUACUUAUGAAUCUGGAUGUACAGUUAAUUAUCAGGAAAAUGAUUCAGUGUCUUUACCUGAUCAACAGUGUAUUGGACAUAGUUUAAAACAAGAAAUGAUAGCGUAUGAAACUUCGCAACCAAGUAAAAAACUUUUAUUAAGCGAUAAUUCAAAUAAAUCUGUCAAUACCACAUUUCAAACAGACAGAAGCCUUUUCGCAUAUUCGAAUUCUUCUCCUGACACUAUCUUAUUCAAUAAGCAUGAAUGGAAGCAGAAUCUUGUUACUGAAUCUCACCAUCCACAAAAACUAAAAUUACAAAAUCAUAGAACAAUUCUCAAGUGUUUUUCUUCUCCUAUCCUAAUGUCAUUAUCAUCGUCAUCUGGAGAACAUACAGCCCGAUCGUGUUCACUGUCAACUAAUACAAGAUUACUACAUGCACAGAAUACACAUUCAUCUUUGAUUUUUCAUAGAACAAGAAUAAAUUCAUGGAAUAUGCUUCAUUGUAAGAAUAAUUACACUGACAAGUCUACAAAAGACGUGAAUAAGCAAACAUUGCUAAUAAAUAAAUGUAAAUUACACAAUUUGUAUUACUUGAAAAGAAUUAGAAACAAACGAUUAAAAAUCAGUUCACCUAACUUUUCAUUGAAAAUAAAAACUAAACGUAAAUCAAAGAGUGCAAAGUUUUUAAAGUAUAAAUUUAUUCAAAAUAUGAAAGUUGGAAACAAUAACACCAGAAAUUGUAUCAGUUCAACUUCUCUAAAUCUAUCAAAACACAUUAGAAAUAAAAUACUUAGACAACAUUGUGGAACAAGGCAAGUUUCGAAACUUAACCAAUACAAAGAUCCAAAUUCCAUCUCUGAAGUAACUAGUAACAGCAGCUAUUGUUGUGAAUCACUACCUGAUGAUGCAAGUGAGCUGGAACAACGCCGAUGGAGAAAGCAAGUCAGGACGUAUUUGAAUGCAGCUGCAGAAGCAGAAGAAUUAGUUCGAAACAGAUAUUCACCAACACGAUUUACAUCUUGGUUAGCUGGACUGAAUACAGAUAACUUGAAGUUGGGUCAUCACGAUAAUAAUACUACUAAGAAUCAUAAUCAUGCAGCAUGUAUUGAUUCGAUCAGUGAAGUUGAAGUAGUAAACAGGAGACAAAACACACAGCAUAGAAAUGGAAACAAGAAAAGUAAUAAUAAUUCUGAUUCUACAUCUCAAUUGUCAGGUAAUCUUGAUACAGAAAUACAAGAGGAAGAGGAGAUGAAGGCCAGUAAAGAUGAUGACUUACAUGAACCGUUGCUUAACUUCUGGGAUGAUUAUCAGGCAUCACUCUACUCAAAUUCUAGUGAUGUUCAAGUUUAUGAACCGCCAAGUACAUACGCUGAAGAAUUUCCAUGGGAUGAUGUGGGAAGUAUAUUUUUUAUUGAUGAUGAACCACAACUAAAUUCCAGUUUGCCUAGUUGUAGUGAAUCACUUAAAUUAAUAAAAUCAAUUUCUGGUGAUAGUAUUACACAAGAUAAUGAUUAUUCAAUAAAUUAUAGACAAGAUAUUAUUUCUACAUCAACAUCAGCUAUGUUCAAUCAAAAAAGUAGUAUGGAAACAAGUUUUGAAGUAUGCAAUAAUACAUCAAGAAAUUAUUCUCAUCGAACAGAAAGUUGGUCUGUAGAACAUACAGACAAUUUACUCAAUCCAGAUGUAUCUGUUCGUGGUCUGCGUACAUGUCCUGAUGGUGGUUCACAAUAUUUACCGAGUAUCGAAACAAUGGAUAUUACUUCAAAUUGUGAAGCUGAAGAACUUUCAAAUCCACCGAAAUCUGUAAGUAAUCUCAGUCAACAUUUAACCCCUCCACAUUAUACAUGUUAUACAAAACAGAGUAAAUCGUUCAAUGCAUAUGAAAGAAAAUAUCAAACUGUCCCUCGUACUACAAAUCGUAAAAGAAAAGCUCAAAUUAAUUCACAUCAUUCAGAAAAGCAACCAAUGAAAAGGGACUUUUUGUCAUUAGACGCUAGUCUUAAUUACUUGAAUGAUCGAUAUUUUAAUGAUAUUCAUAAAGGUAUUUUGGAGCAUUCUGGAACACGUCUAUUGAAUGCUGAAAAUUAUCUACAGCAUUUACUGACUUCAAUAAGAAGAAAUAAGAGACCACACAGACGAAAUCGUGUGAAACGGAUCAGUUCAGAUAAUUGGCAUCAUCGUACAGCUCAUUUAUUACAGACAGCUGAAGCUCAUGUUAAACUUCUUUCGAAUUUACUGUCAGAUCUUAAAGCUGAUUCUUCGGAUAUAUCUGAACAAAUAGAAGACGACUAUCCUCAUUCCUUCAUUCAAGAUAUAACACUGAACAAGAAUGAAAAUAGUAAUAGUAAUGCCGAUAACAAUAAUAAUGAUAAUAAUAAUAAUAAUCAGUGUAACAAUGCUAACAAUUACCACCAUUCACCAGAUCAUUUAGUUAUUUCAAAUGCAUUGAAAUUAAAGUCUCAAUGGACAAAAUUCUUAUCAAAACUACACCAGAUACAUCAUCAAUCGAAUCAGUAUGAAACAUGGGAAAAACAGUUAUGCAUGCUUCAAACACGUAUGCAUGAUUUAAGUCGGCUUACACGUCAAAUUGGCCUUUCAAUGUAUAUGAAUAAAGAGGUGAAUGAUGAAGAUAACAUUAGUAGUAUCAGUAAUUUUGAUGAUUAUAAUCCUGGCCUUUUCGAUGAAAGUCAAAUGGAUAAAAUAAGCUACGGUUUCAGAAGAUGUUUUUCAGAACUGGAUAGUUUGAAUUAUGCAUUGGAUGAAAUACAAAAUGAAUUGAAUGAGAAUGGUCAAACAUCAAUGGAUAAUAAUAAUAAUGAUUCAAACAUUACUAUUUCAAAUCCAAUAAGUUUGGAUAAUCGACUACUUCAAGAAAUUGAUCGACUUUCAAACCAGUUGGCUGUUAAUCGGUCCAUCCUUCAGAGACUGAUUCGAUUGUUUGAGUCUCAUCGUUCAAAUCAGUCUACUACUCCAGAUGAUAAAGAAAAUGAUAGUAAUGAUAAUAACGUAAAUUUAGAGGAAAUGAAAACUGAGGAUAAGAUAAAUACUACUGAAGAAAGUAUCGACGAUGUGGAAAUGGAAACCAGUGAAAUUCAUGGAGAUGAGCAUUUAUGGAAUGAGGAAGCUGAAAAAGAGCAUCUGAUUUCUCCAUCAAACGCAAUGGAGAAAAAGCAAUUUUCCAUUUAUUCAUUUGUCAGUAAACUAUUACACCGAAUUUUCCCAUUUAAUAAUCAUAAUUUAUUCAUUGUCUUAGCUGGUGGUUUCCUCUUCAUAGCGUAUAUAAGCUAUUAUAUCUUAAAUAGACUUCUUAUUUGUAAUAAUCAUUCUCGUCGUCUCUCAGCCUCCUCCUCUUCUUCUUCUCCAUCCUCUUCAACAUCUCAAGGAUAUUUUUCAGCGGUGCAAUGUCUGUUCGGCUCAACCAAUGGCAAUGAUUUAAUUGAUCCUGCUGGUGCUCCAGCUACUGCCUAUCAUAAUUGUCCAUUAGAUAGGGAUAAAUUGUCCAGCAUAAUAGAUUAUACAAAUGGCGUACAGCCUUAUUAAAUUUCCUGAAUCCUGUUGAACUAUAUAGUCAAUCAUUUUCAACCUCGUUUGCGCCAAAUCUCUUUAUUGUUUAGUCCAAAGAUCAGAUUAAAAAGGGCAUGUCAGCCAAAUUAGUCCUGGAUUUCAAGCGAAAUCCCCAACAAAUACCAAUAAAUAAUGUUUAGUGUAUAAAAACUGGUUUUCUUCCAAUAAUCCUAGACAUCGUUGUUCUGUCACACUUAGGUUCCUUUUGAUGAAAAGUCCACUAGGUUUUAAUCGAUUUUUUUUCUAUUACUUUUCUUUUUCGUAUUCUCCUCCCCCUUGUCUACUUCUCUAGUGUUGUGUUAUACUGUGCCAUGUAUUAUUAGGAUAUUUUAAUGUUGACUGAAAGGCAAGCUCCUUAUCUCAUUUGUAAAUAAACAAGAAUCAUAAUCACCCUCACCUAUUACACCUAUAAUAUAAUAUAUAUUUUGUUUGAAUAGACCAUUACCUAUCGGGUUUAUUUGUUUAUGUGAAGACAUACUCACUCAAAAAUCUAGUUUCUUCUUUUCUUAUAUUUUGUAAUUUAAUUGUGCAAUGAAGAACACACUGGAUUAUAUUAUAUACUUUUUUUUUCGAAAAAAGUACAUUUAUACUAAUUAUAAAGCAUAGAAGUAGUUCUCUGAAUUUCGUUUUGAUUUUCCGUACACACUUCGAUCAAUUUCUCUAUUUCUUUUUUUAUUUCAUCUAUUCACUUAUUUAUGUAAUCAUGUAUGCAUGUAAUCUUUUCAUUUAUCAUUUUGAGAAUUAUCAUAGACAAUCUGUUUAUUCGAAAUUUAAUUUCUUUUUAUAUAAAUAUGUUCUGUUUUCAUUUGAAAUCGUAAAAAGUAUACUUUCUAAUAGGGGUUGAAGAUUUGAACUUAACAACUGCUAUUGGAUAUGCUGCUAAUAAAUUAUUGACGCUAGUAAAUUAAAAUCACUGUAAAAGCGGUUUGUUCCAUUGAGAUUUUUUCAUAUUGAGUCGUGCUAAAAACUGAUAAUCAUCU